This is a messenger RNA of Echinococcus granulosus, 1176 nucleotides long. RefSeq lists its product as hypothetical. Lineage: Eukaryota; Metazoa; Platyhelminthes; Cestoda; Cyclophyllidea; Taeniidae. The coding region runs from base 1 to 1176 and encodes 391 amino acids. The record is from RefSeq and is a predicted model, not a curated record. The transcript has 8 exons.
AUGGCCAAUAACGUAUAUUUCUCCCUCCUUCCUUCUGAGAUUUGUCGUCUGGUUCUGGCAAAUGAAAAACGAGAAUCAAUUAUUCGAAAAUGGACCGACGCUUCCCUUCCAAACUGUCAUCCUGGUGAAGUAGCACCACUUUUAGUCUGCCUCUUUUCUGACUCCCACGCCAUAGAAACCGCGCUUUCACCCCCUCAAGGCCCUGGUCACAUCACUACACCUGUCAGAACACCAACUUUGACGCCAGUCGUCUCCCUCCCUUCAACGUGUUCUCCUCGCCGCAUUACCGUUCUGCGUUCGAAAGCACUGACAACCUCUACUCAAAACCGGGUAAAACUAGUCCCUUCUGUUAGGACCCUGUCUUCCACCCCGAAGGUGGUAUUAAAAGUGGUUCGGACUCAAUCUGGUACGGUAUCUGCCCAGUCUUCUUCGACUUCGCCCUCUUCGUCGCGUCGGAAAAUCCACAGCAAACCCGUACAUGUCACAGCGAUCGCAGCCAAUCCUGCAGUUUCGGCGGAUCCUUCUCUGAACAUUCAGCGUGUCUUUUGCAACCUUGCGGCAAAUGCAGAGACAGUGGCUAAUAGGAUAAACUCUAACUUGGGUAAUGGGGCAUCCUGUGAAGCCUCUCUUUCGCAAUUGGACUUUCCCCUUCCUGCGGAGAUCGACCAGGGCUCAUUAAGUCUCUCGGAGCAGGACAUGCAUGACUUCAUCAACCGACUACUGAGCGAUGUCGAUAGUUUAGGAAGCAAGUCGCCGGUGAAAACUGGUGCCGGCACUGCUGCAGUUGCUCCCUUGUCACCCCCUCCAUCCUCCACCGUCACUGCCACUGUUAUCCCGUCUGGACGGACUGAAACAACCUCUGGCGUUACACCGCGUGGAAGGAUUCCCGUUAAGCCCACCUCCAACCCCUCCUUUGAGUCCAUACCUGAUGAGCAGGCGGUAAAUUAUUGCUUUCCUGCUACUAAGGUUACAUCCCCUGCUACUACCGCUACCAAAACCCUCACCAGGACUACAUCUGCUUCUUCGUCCUCUUUCACCACCUCCACCACCAUUCCAUCAACUUUUAAGUCACCUCCGAAGCGACCCAGACUUACGGCACGUCGUCCGUCAGCUUCCACUUAUUUCAGCUGCGCCGACAACGGUUUCUUCCUUGCUCCACCAACUGGUUCUAUGUAA